AUGUCCACUCGUUCCUCCAAUUCUAACUCAUCAUCUGGUACCGCAAGACCCAAAAUCGGAGUCAAAGACGAAGACUUUUAUCCAACUUCUCAAUGGAACGCUUUCAAACAAACAUUUUCAUCACUCGCCAAAGCAGCCACGAAAAAGAAGAAGAACAAGUCGGGAACUUUGACAGCCAAAUCAGCAUCGGCUCUCUCGAAAGCCUCUUCUGGAAAUAGAGCUUCAUUGCCGCACGCGUUACAGGCUCAUCAUCAACCAUCUUCUUCAUCAUCAUCAUCAUUGGAACAACAACAAGAGGAAUAUUCCACUCCUACAACUCCACUCACAGCAAAUGCUUCUGUGGUGGGUGGACAUUAUUACACUCAAAGUGUUUCAACAGGUAAUUUAGAAGGAACUUUUCAUCGAAAUUUAUCCAUCUCGAGUAUUGAUGAAGAAGUCUUGUCGUCAACAACAACGACUUCAGGAGGAAAUUCCACACCACGAGGUACUGGUGUAUUGACAGGUACUAGUAAGAAUAAUAAUGGAGGAGGUGUCACCUUGUCAGUGGCGCCAUAUGAUAAUAAUGAUGUCUUGUCGAGCACGUCUUCAUCGAGUGAGAGUGGAGUGGUCAUGUUGGAAAGUCCAGCUGGAUCACAAAAAUCCGAAUUGCAAGUCAUUUUGAAUUCAGCAAAUUCUACAACGAGCUUUGAAGAUUCUCCAACAGUUGCUUCAAUCACUCCUUCCUUUGUGUCGAAUGGAGAGAAUGAUGCUGCUGCAGCCACUCCAGCCACAACCGAAGACAUGUAUCAAGAUAAUGAACCAGCCAACACAGCAGAAGACUCCAUGUUUGCCAGUAUCACGGAAUUGAAUCAAAUCAAACCUGCCAUGAUGUAUCACUAUGUUUUAUACAAAUUUGUGAAAAAUCCUGAAUAUGACGAUCACACGAGUUCUGAUAAAUUUGAAGAAUUUGUCACACAAUACAGCGAGAUGUGUGCCAAAGCAAAAAGUGAAGCCACAGAAGGAAUGCAAGAAUUUUAUUCAUGGACAGACAAGGAAAUUAGAAAAUUGAGAGAUAAGGAAAAACCUCGAUCGUUCCUCAUUCAUCAAGCUGCCAAAUAUGAUCGAUCUUCCUUAAUUUUCGUUCUAGUUUCAAAAUACAAGUGUAAUAUAGCUGCUCCUGAUGAAUUUGAAUCGUCACCACUUCAUUGGGCUUGCAGUCACAGAGCCGCUGAGGCCAUCACAAUUCUUUGUCAAUUGAAAGCCAAAAUUAAUGUUCGAGACAAGUAUGGAAAGAGUCCUUUACAAUUAUUAAUUACAAGAGCUUGUCAAGAUGAAGAAAUUGGAGAUUUAGAAAGCGCAAGAAAAUGUUUCAAAGCAGCAAAGGCCAUGUGUAGCAUGUUUGAAGGCGAUUACAAUUUCAAAACAAGCGAUUCGAGCACUGUUUUACAUAUUGCUUGUGAAUUUGGCCGAAUUGAGACUGUGAAAUUCCUAGUGAGUGAAUCUGCUGAGGCCUCCAACUCGAGUUCUGGCAUGGCAUCCUCGUCACAAACAGGAAAUAAGGUCCUAUUGAACGCAAAGGACAAAUUCGGAAGAACUCCAAUCAUGAGAGCUGCUGCCAAUGGACAUUUAAAUAUUGUCGAAUAUAUUCUAUUGAAUACCAAUCCGGCAGUAGUAUUUGGACCAACUUCAAGAGAUGACAAGAAACAAAACAUUCUUCAUCAUGCUGCCGUUCAAGGAACUGAUGCUCUCAUUAACAGACUUGCCUUUUUAAAUCCAAGUGCUUGUGCCUCCAUGAUGAAAGAACAAGAUGCUCUCGGAAAUACUCCACUCCACUUGGCCGUGCAAAAUUCAAAUGUGAAAACAGUGAAUUUAUUAAUGACACUUCUUCAUAAGGAUAGUAUGAAUGUUCAAAACGAGAAGGGUGAAACUCCUCUCCAUUUAGCUUGUAAACUCAAAGAAAAGAAUAUUGCAGAGAAAUUAUGUGGGUAUUUAUAUCAGAGCGGAGCCAAUCCAUCAACGAAAGAUAAGACUGGACAAACUCCAAAACAAUUGGCCACUGAAAAUGAUUUACAAGUAAGCUUUGUGAAGAAAAAGAAGUAA
Naegleria lovaniensis is the source of this 2079-nucleotide messenger RNA. RefSeq lists its product as uncharacterized. Lineage: Eukaryota; Heterolobosea; Eutetramitea; Acrasida; Naegleriidae. Gene Ontology annotation, biological process: protein localization to ciliary inversin compartment. Gene Ontology annotation, cellular component: ciliary inversin compartment. The record is from RefSeq and is a predicted model, not a curated record. Gene Ontology annotation, molecular function: protein binding. The coding region runs from base 1 to 2079 and encodes 692 amino acids. The transcript is spliced from 2 exons.